AUGGUGCCGUUGAUAUCGGAGUAUGGACCAGAACUGAACUUAAACGCUGUGUGCGUGACGAGUUUGUUCAGAGGCUUUUAUCUAGGUUGUCCUGUUCUUGAAAGCCUUGCUGUGAAACAAUGUCGAGAUGACAAUGUGAACAUUUUCACCAUAAAAGUCCCUUCUCUCAAGAGUUUAGUCUUAGAUAAAUCAGGUUUUGAAGAUACAGCUACUGCACCUGGGUUUAUGAUAGACGCUCCUUCUUUAGAGAGGUUUUACAUUGAAGAUGAUUCUAAGGGUGGGUUUUGUGUUAUUGAGAAUGAGAUGCCUAAUAUUGUAGAGGCAGAUGUUGAUGUCGCUUAUUAUCCUGGAAAUAUUUUGAGUUCUAUUACUUCUGUCAAGCGUCUCUCUUUAUCUAGUAUAACAUCCGCAAAGGAUGCAUAUCCUGUUGGUACAAUCUUCUGCCCUCUUGUAUAUUUAGAGAUAUGUACAUUUAAAACAGAGUGGUUGAAUGUACUUAUGCGUGUUCUCAAAGAUUCCCCUAAUUUACGAGCUCUCAAACUUGACACGCUCUAUCACUAUGAAGAUGAUGAUGAUGAUAAUCGCCCGAGCUGGAGUGAACCAUGCUCAGUCCCCUAA
Messenger RNA from Camelina sativa (false flax), 618 nucleotides. The record is from RefSeq and is a predicted model, not a curated record. Lineage: Eukaryota; Viridiplantae; Streptophyta; Magnoliopsida; Brassicales; Brassicaceae.